Molecule: messenger RNA, 1134 nt
Organism: Amoebophrya sp. A25
Lineage: Eukaryota; Dinophyceae; Syndiniales; Amoebophryaceae
Source: the annotation of a GenBank genome assembly
AUGGCGCUUGCUACACCGUGGGCGCACAUUCGGGGGACGGACCCCGACGACAAGGAACCGAUGAGUGAAGAGAACACAGAAGAGGGGAAUGGGAAUGCCAAGGAUCAGCAGCCAUCUUCAUCUUCAGACGAGGCGUGGGUGGAUGAGUGUGACGACAAUGAAGCAGGCCAAAGUAUGCUGCCUCUCGACACUGGAGCAGACGACGACGGAAGAGCUGGAGAGCAGAAAGAAAACGCAGCGAAAGACGCAACAGCUCGUGGUACGAUUCUCCACGACGAGGAGUUACAAGACAAGCUCGCUACAAUGCUCGAAACAGUGGAGUCGAUGAAGCAGCUCCCUGAUAAUCUGAAGGUGCAAAAAGACAAAGAAUCUGCGAAGAAAGAUAGCUCCCCCAUUAAGAAAGCUAGUAACAUGAAAGCGAAAACAGAGAGGAGCCGACUUCGCGUCAAAUCUUCCGCAAACAGGAGCAGUGACGAGGAGGAUAAAGAAGCUACACAAGAGCAGCUUUUCGAGGACCACCUGAUCGAUUUGAAGAGGCCUUCGGCUGAAACAGAAGCAGAGAUUUCUUCCGAGUUGCUCGCAGAUGGGAUAGAUAUUGACCGCGGGUGGAGAUUUUUGAGACGGGCGAGAACAGCAGUAGCCCGUCUGAUGAAAGGUGGGGAGCGGCCGACUCGCUCGGAUAUUGCAAGGGAGAUCACGGUAGCCCUCAGGUCCGCAGGCAUUGACCGGACACCUGGCUGGCAUUUUCUCCGAAAAUCACGGACAGUGCUCUAUGCCCUCUAUCGCGUCCCACGGCCGUCCUAUGCAGCAUUGCUCAUCGAGGCGCCGGAACGUGAAGCCCCAGCAGGGCGCGUCUCAAUCUCAGACCGUCCCGCUGAAUUCAAGAGGGCAAUCUCCUACGACUCUAGCACAUCUAUCCGCCAAGCAGACAGAGGAGAUGAAGUGAAGACAAAUGAACGAGAUCAGGGUGCACAAAAACAUGGGCUGGCGAUGCAUCAUGACCGUCCAGUCGUCGACGACUUAGAAGAAAAGACCAUUGCGGUAAAGAAAGAUGCUGCGGACGAGCAAGAAGCCGAUGCCAUUGCUGUACAUCCGGCACUCGAACCCGAAAUCAUUGCACACCUUGAUUCGCAC